Messenger RNA from Austrofundulus limnaeus, 2220 nucleotides. RefSeq names its product extracellular calcium-sensing receptor-like. The record is from RefSeq and is a predicted model, not a curated record. The transcript has 7 exons. Gene Ontology annotation, biological process: G protein-coupled receptor signaling pathway. Bases 16 to 2124 code for a protein of 702 amino acids. Lineage: Eukaryota; Metazoa; Chordata; Actinopteri; Cyprinodontiformes; Rivulidae. Gene Ontology annotation, cellular component: plasma membrane. Gene Ontology annotation, molecular function: G protein-coupled receptor activity.
UUUCAUCUAAAUGAAAUGCACAAGCCUGGUGAAGUGGUUCUGGGUGGGUUGUUUGAGGUCCACUACACCUCUGUUUUCCCUGAAUGGACAUAUACCUCAGAGCCACAGCAACCUACCUGCACAGGUUUCGACACUCUAGGAUUCAGGGAUGCUAUGACCAUGGCUUUUGCUAUUGAUGAGAUCAACAAGAAGCCUGAUUUUCUACCAAACUUAACUCUUGGAUACAGCCUGUAUGAUAACUGCGGUGCUCUUGUUAUUGGAUUCAGUGGUGCCUUAUCUCUGGCUAGUAGCCAAGAGGAGAAGUUUAUGUUUCAGGAGAACUGUUCAGGAACCCCUCCAGUCCUGGGGAUAGUUGGUGACUCCUAUUCAACUUUUUCUAUAGCAAUUGCUGAUGUGCUAGGUUUAAUCAAAAUGCCAAUUAUUGCGAGUGAAGCCUGGGCAACAGCAGCUGUACUUCAGACGCUCAGCUUUAUACAUUACCUUGGAGGCACACUGGGAGUAGCGAUUCGUCGAGGAGACAUACCAGGACUCAAGGAAUUCCUCUUACAAAUACAACCUGAUAAAAAUGACAACUAUGGAAAAAAUAUGGUCAGCCAGUUUUGGGAACACACAUUCAGAUGUAGAUUUAAUCCAGCAGAUAUAACUGAAGAUGAUGAAGUUCUAUGCACCGGAGAGGAAGAUGUUAGAGGGGCAGAAGCUGAGUUUUUGGAUCUCUCUAACCUUAGGCCUGAGUACAAUGUUUAYAAGGCUGUGUAUGCGCUGGCAUAUGCUCUUGAUGCCAUGCUGCAGUGUGAGUCAGGAAAAGGGCCUUUCAGUGGGAACAGCUGUGCCAGUUUGCAAACUCUGGAACCAUGGCAGCUUUUACACUAUUUGCAAAGUGUCAACUUCACCACUUUGUUUGGUGAUCAAGUGUCAUUUGAUGAGAAUGGUGAUGCUCUACCAAUAUAUGAUGUGAUGAACUGGCUGCCRCUCCCUGAUGGAAGAGUUGAAGUUCAGUAUGUGGGUGAGGUAAAGAGGACUGCACUCAGAGGUGAAGAACUCACACUUGAUGAAAACAAAAUCUUCUGGAACUUUGAAUCAAAACAGCCUCCACGUUCAGUGUGCAGUGAAAAUUGUCCUCCAGGUACCCGAGUGGCCAGAAGAAAAGGACAACCUGUGUGUUGUUUCGACUGCAUUUUAUGUUCUGAAGGAAAGAUCAGUAACAACACUAAUUCCUUGGAGUGCUUCAGUUGUCCAGAGGACUUCUGGCCAGGCYCACGCAGUGACCACUGUGUUCCUAAGAAAACUGAGUUCCUGUCCUAUCAGGAGCCUCUGGGUAUCUGUUUGACAACCACCUCACUGCUGGGAACAUUUAUMUGUGCAGUUGUUCUGGGGAUCUUCACCCAUCAUCGAAGCACACCUAUUGUGAGGGCCAACAACUCAGAACUGAGCUUUUUGAUUUUACUCUCACUGAAACUUUGCUUCCUGUGUUCGCUGCUGUUCAUUGGACAACCCAAACUGUGGACAUGCCAGCUGAGACAUGCAGCAUUUGGGAUCAGUUUUGURCUUUGUGUCUCAUGCAUCCUGGUUAAAACCAUGGUGGUUCUGGCUGUAUUCAAAGCUUCCAAACCAGGAGGUGAAGCCCAUCUCAAGUGGUUUGGUCCUACACAGCAGAGAGGAACUGURUUUGCUCUUACUUGUAUCCAAGCAGCAAUCUGUGCCAUGUGGAUUGUCUCUGCUUCACCAGUGCCUCAUAAAAACACCCAGUACCACAAUGACAAGAUAGUUUAUGAGUGUGAGAUUGGUUCAACACUUGGAUUCUCAGUUUUACUCGGCUAUAUUGGCUUACUGGCUAUUCUCAGCUUCAUGUUAGCAUUUUUAGGACGAAAUCUUCCUGACAACUUCAACGAGGCAAAAUUUAUCACUUUCAGCAUGUUGAUCUUCUGUGCUGUGUGGAUGGUCUUUGUUCCUGCAUAUUUAAACUCUCCAGGUAAAUAUGCAGAUGCAGUGGAGGUGUUUGCCAUMCUGGCUUCUGGUUUUGGCCUCUUGUUAGCAYUGUUUGGACCUAAAUGUUACAUAAUCCUCUUGAGACCAGAAAGGAACACAAARAAGGCUAUCAUGGGUCGGGAAACCACUAAGUCUUGAGGAGUUCAGRAUUUAUGAAGUUAUCUGCAAAAUAUCAGUUGAGACUAWCRGGAAUGAGUUUUAUCAGAGGCUAAUGAGACACAGAACAGAUUUCAU